AUGCUUCGCCGCCCAUUUAUCACCGAUUUCUUCAUCACCAGGUCCAUAACUCGGCCGCGUCUCUUACUCGCCCUCAAAAACUCCGGUGACGUAAUCAUCUGCUCGUCUCCUCAGCUUCAGAAUCCCGAGGACUCGUCUCUCUCAGUCGCCGCCGAGUUUCACAUACGUCUCCCCGCAGAUUGCACGGGACAACAAGUGAGUGUACCAAAACCUAAAGCAACCAAGGAGUUUUCACAUAGCUUCUUCGGUUAUGAUCCGGUUCUUAAACAAACCACGGUACUUUUCAUAAACCGUGAUAAAGAUGCUGCACCGGAGGAGAUUCAGAUUCUGACGUUAGGAACUGGCAAGUGGAGGUCGAUAAAAUCUCGACUGACGCAUUAUCCUUUAAGCGAGGGGAUAUGCAUCAAUGGUGUGUUGUAUUACGUAGCUCGUCGAGUGGUAGUAGGUGGUAAUUCCACUGUGGUGAUAGCUUGCUUUGAUGUGAAGAGUGAGAAUGAGAAAGAGACAUUCCAGUUGGUUGCGGAAGCUAACGGCGUUUCGAUAUGGUCUAGGCCUAGUGUUCUUGUCAAUUUCAAGGGUAAAUUAGGAGGUGUUCAGAGUGAGUGGCGUUGUGGUGUCGAUGGAAGGUUUAGUCUUGAGCUGUGUUUGUGGGUUUUAGAGGAUGUUAAGAAAAGGGAAUGGUCGAAGCGUGUCUACGUUUUGCCGGAUUUGUGGGAGGAUGAUGAUGUUAAGAGGAAGGCGUCUGUCUCGAUUGCUGGUGUGACUGCUGCUACAGGUGAAAUUGUUUUGGUUAAGGAGUGUGUAUCUAACCCGUUCUAUUUUACUACUAUAAUCUUGACAGUUACACUCUCAGGAAAGUUGAAAUCCAAGGUAUGGAUGCGGUUAAGGGAUACAGAGUUCGUGCGUUUGUCGACCAUGUUGAAGAUCUUAAGUUUCUAA
Messenger RNA from Microthlaspi erraticum, 939 nucleotides. Lineage: Eukaryota; Viridiplantae; Streptophyta; Magnoliopsida; Brassicales; Brassicaceae. The record is from the annotation of a GenBank genome assembly.